AUGAAGGCUCUCAAUCGGAUAGUGGGAGGCUUUUGGUCCUUUGCCCUCGACCUUGUCCAGGACACUCAAGGAGACGUUAGUGCUGUGUUUAGUGCUUGCCAGAUGAAGCUCGGUAUCGGACAUACAGUCAGCGCGGCGGUCGCGUUGGGAGCCGCUGUGAGCGUGGCGCAAUGCCCCGAUUAUACCACGUAUUCGCAGACUCCUCAAGGAGAUCCGUCUUCGGGGCCACUAGCGUUGCCAUACAUGAGGCCAGUGCCUGCCUGCCGUACAUUCAACAGCUCCGCAGUCGAGGAUGUGAUCAGUAACAUGACAUCACGCAUGAAGGAUCCUGAUCUUGCCCGAUUAUUCGAGAAUACGUUUCCGAACACACUGGAUACGACGAUCAAAUACUUUGACGCAACCGAAAAUAUUGCAUUCGUCAUUACCGGGGACAUUACGGCGCAAUGGCUUAGGGAUACCGGCAACCAGCUCGCUCAAUAUUACCCAAUUCUCUCCGCUGACCCUGACCUCGCCACUCUCAUCAAGGCAAUCAUCAAUAACGAAGCUCGAUAUAUCACCCAAUACCCGUACUGCAGCGCGUUUCAGCCUCCUCCGGAGAGCGGACUUAGCCCAUCAGUAAAUGACUGGGCGAUUGAUGUGCUUGUGAACCCGCCGGUCGACAAUCAGACAGUGUAUGAAUGCAAGUGGGAACUUGAUUCGUUAUGCUCAUUCAUGAAGCUUUCGAGGUCCUAUUAUCAAGCGACCAACGAUUCCUCCUUCAUGAAUGACAACUGGUAUUCUGCUAUUGAUCAAAUCUUUAGUGUCAUAUGGGAACAAUCACAGGCAACCUUCGAUCAGGACUGGAAUUUGGUAUCAUACUACAACUGGACUGGUGAAGCAGGUUCUCUCGCAGGGGCUGUGAAUAACGGUGGCAAUGGCGAACCCAAAGCAUACACAGGACUGGUUGGUACUUCUCAUAGGCCAUCAGAUGACCUCAGCACUUUCGGUCAGUCUACUUUCGCUUCAAGGCGUAAGCAGUUCUUCAUCAAAUACCCCACAGCAUUCUUGACCUCCGGUAAUGCCAUGCUGGUCGUGGAACUCAACAAUUUAGCGGAGAUCCUUGAUGAAACAGGCCAGGCGAGCAACAUCAGCCAACUAGCUCGAAACUAUAGUGAAAUUAUCACAGAUGCUAUUUGGGAUCAUACGUUGGUGAACAAUAUAUUCGCUUAUGAGACCAAUGGCUUCGGGGGGAGAUACGUCAUGGACGAUGCCAAUGUACCAUCGCUUCUUUCGCUGCCCUACCUUGGCUUCUUGGACAAAUAUCACCCUGCAUAUGUUACCACACGCCAAUUACUCAUGUCCCGAGGAAACCCGUACUAUGUGGUAGGCAAAAACUUUAGUGGUAUAGGAGGACCCCAUGAGGAUGCUUGGAACCCAUGGCCUAUGGCACUCGUAUCCGCAAUUUAUGGUACAGACGACGAUGGUGAGAUUAUGGAGAAUUUGUAUAUGAUCGCAAACAAUACCGCUGGGCUGGGGCUUAUCCACGAGUCUAUCGACAUCUAUGAUGGGUCAUAUACGCGACCUUGGUUUGCAUGGGCAAACAGCUAUUUCGCGGAGAUGUUGCUCGACCUUGCUAGCCGGAAACCACAUCUUAUUUUCACUAACAACGAGCCUUACGUACCAGGAUUGUAG
Molecule: messenger RNA, 1671 nt
Organism: Fibroporia radiculosa
Lineage: Eukaryota; Fungi; Basidiomycota; Agaricomycetes; Polyporales; Fibroporiaceae
Exons: 17
Coding region: 1-1671 (556 amino acids)
Biological process (GO): carbohydrate metabolic process
Source: RefSeq, a predicted model, not a curated record